Laetiporus sulphureus 93-53 is the source of this 681-nucleotide messenger RNA. RefSeq lists its product as uncharacterized. Gene Ontology annotation, biological process: protein polyubiquitination. Bases 1 to 681 code for a protein of 226 amino acids. The record is from RefSeq and is a predicted model, not a curated record. Lineage: Eukaryota; Fungi; Basidiomycota; Agaricomycetes; Polyporales; Laetiporaceae. The transcript is spliced from 5 exons. Gene Ontology annotation, molecular function: ubiquitin protein ligase activity; metal ion binding.
AUGAACCCUGAUCGUCCUGCAACGUCCAAAUCCAGAGGAACAUGCCGUUACUAUAAUACGUCCCGGGGCUGCUUCGCUGGAAACAACUGCAAGUUCCUACAUGGUGAGACCGAGAAGUACACCCCUUUCGACAAGAGCAAGACCUGCAAGUUCUACGCGGCGGGAUAUUGUCGUCGUGGUGAUCAAUGCUGGUUCAUCCAUAGCGAUUCUCCAUCAGCGGUGGCUUCUUCCUCAGCCGAGCCUGCUACUGAGGAGGACCAGCUUUGCUGCAUUUGCUACGAGAAGCCUGUGACAUAUGGUCUCCUUGGUGGAUGUAGUCAUAUUUUCUGUGUUCAGUGUAUACGUGAAUGGCGUGAUCCUCACGGCAAAAGCGAAGAUGUAGUAUCAUCGGGAGUAACGAAGCAAUGCCCGCUGUGUCGCGCGUCGUCUCGAUUCAUCACCCCAUCGAGCCAAUUCUUCCCGGAGGGUCACCCAGGGAAGGCCAAGACCAUCGAGCAAUACAAGGCUAGCAUGGCUCGUGUGCCAUGCCGUCAUUUCUCGAAAUCACCGUUGAACGAUCGAUUUUGUCCAUUUGGGAAGGACUGCUUCUAUCAACAUGUCAAUGAAGAUGGGACCCCCUAUAUUUUCCGGCAUGGCGUGGAUCAUAACAUGAGGGUAUGUCAUCAUGCGCUUCUAGUAUAA